AUGAAAGAGAAAAACCCGGAGCUGGCCAUCCUAGACGUUGGUUGUGGAUCUGGCUCCAUAUCGACAACACUUGCGCAACUGGUGCCUCGAGGCCAUGUUGUUGCAAUAGACCUUGACCCGACAGUGCUGCUCAGAGCUCAGGAGGUCGCGGAUGAGUUGAAUGUGCGAAACGUCGUUUUUAACCAAGGCGACGCGCUGAAGCUGCCGUUUGCUGACAACUCCUUCGACAUCAGCCACUGCCAUCAGAUGCUGCUCUACCUCCAGGCGCCGUGGGACGCACUGCGCGAGAUGUUGCGAGUGACGAAGCCUGGGGGCCUGGUUGCGGCUCGUGAGGGCGACAUGGAUACCGAAUGCGUUUGGCCAGAAACGCCUGAACUGCUCAUGUUCCACAACUUGGCCGCAAAUCUGAUAGCUGCUGGAGGCGGCGACGUGAGAGGUGGACGACAGCUGCUUUCCUGGGCGUUGAAAUCCGGCGCGGAUCGGUCUCGAAUUGUCACGAGCUACAGCACGUGGUCGUAUAGCACGGCAGAGGAAAAGCGGUUUUGGGCCCAGGGUAUGGCAGACUUGAUCCGACAAGGUCGGUUCCGUGAUGCAGCGCUGACGGCGCGUUUGACAACAGAAGACGAGCUUGAGAGAAUGGCCAUAGCUUGGCAAGCAUGGAAGACUCAAGAAGAUGCGACACUGGCGAUGGUGUCCAGCGAAGUUAUCAUACAGAAGAGUCUGUAA
Messenger RNA from Verruconis gallopava, 726 nucleotides. RefSeq lists its product as uncharacterized. Bases 1 to 726 code for a protein of 241 amino acids. The record is from RefSeq and is a predicted model, not a curated record. The transcript is spliced from 2 exons. Lineage: Eukaryota; Fungi; Ascomycota; Dothideomycetes; Venturiales; Sympoventuriaceae.